Messenger RNA from Sitodiplosis mosellana (orange wheat blossom midge), 4314 nucleotides. RefSeq lists its product as uncharacterized. NCBI's taxonomy places the organism in Eukaryota, Metazoa, Arthropoda, Insecta, Diptera, Cecidomyiidae. The transcript is spliced from 5 exons. Bases 2924 to 3256 code for a protein of 110 amino acids. The record is from RefSeq and is a predicted model, not a curated record. Gene Ontology annotation, cellular component: endoplasmic reticulum.
AUGUAAACGCAUUGCAUCGACAGUCAAACAACAUAGAGUUACAUAGAUAGGUAUUGAAACAACACCAAAAUAUCGACACACACGAGCCAACAACUAGAAAGCAAUUCUCUUUUUUUUUCGUUUGAACUUUUUACGGCAAAUUUUUAGAGAAAAAAAAAGAAAAAAACACAUACGGGAUUUAUGGUUAAAUAGUGCCUGUGUUGUGGUAAAUUCGAUGUUUUGAGAAUAAUUUGUUUUAAAACGACACACCGAAAUCAAACCAUUGAAAACAAGCAAAAUUAUUGGAAAUGAGUUGGGAAAAAAUUUGAGAGAGUUUUUUUUUUUGCUAUUCUGUGCUUUGAAGCACUUUAAAUACACACGAAGCAAGCAUACCACACAACAAGGUUUCGGAGUAAAAGUGGAAUUUUUCAUCGUGUUGUUUCAAUAAAAUCUAUUGAAUACUAAAUUACUCGGUAUAAAAUUCGUAUCUUAUCAUUCCAAUCGUUUGCUGGCUGCAUUAAGCCAAUUAACAGAAGAAAAACAGAACACACACACACACACACACAUCUUCAAGUAAGUACGGGUUUUGUUGUUCAAGCGGAUGAGUGAGAAAGAGAGAGGGCAUUAAGAAAGAAUUGAAGAAACAAAAAUUACUCAAGAUUUGUACACCUUUAAAUGGCAGAGAACUUUCCAAAGGAUUUAUCAGAUUUAUCAAAGCCAAUAUAUUUGCUCAUUGUCUGUGUCAACAAUCGCAAUGGCAAAGCAAUGCCGAUUUUCAGGUGGAAAUCCAACACACGACAAAACAACACGCAUAACAAUAACAUUAUACAAAAAUAUGCUAAUGAACAUAUUUUACACAUGCAUCGCGCAAUGAACGACAGCCAGUUCACCAAAGUAAAGUGGUUUUUGUUGAUACUUUGAUGAAUUUGCACGGAUAAAACCGAAAAUCUAUAUGAUCAUUCCAUGCUAGACGAAUGAUUCAACAACAAUAAAUCAUGUAUGUGAAUGACAGGAAUAGAUUUUAUUGUGUUUUUUAACCUAUCUAAAUGAAUAGAUGGCUAAUAUUUUCGCUUCGAAAGAGUCCAUUUGACGUUACUUCUCAGCAAAGUAGCAAUCAUUUUCCAACGUUUUGACAAAAAAAAAAAACGAAAUUAUACGGCGUUUCAAAGCAGGAAAAAAAAAUGAAGAGUAAAUAAAAGGGCCUUGUGAAGGUGAUAUUGAACUCGUGCGAAAGGAACGAAAGAAGAAAAAACCAAUAAAGUUCCAUCCUAGUGAUGAAUCCCAUUGAGAGAGAAUUAUGAAUUUGUGGUGUUUUCAUAAAUGUGUUGGAAAGAAACCGAUUGGGAGAAAAGGUCAAAAUUGAUAACAUAACAUCAACUAACAACGAUGGAUUACAUAGGUUACAUUACAUUGUAUACAUCAAUAAAAUCGGUAGAUUAAAAAAAUUUAUUGCAUGUAUAUUUGUGUAUGAUGUCUGACCAUAAAAUGCAUCGAAAAAGUCAUCGUGUCGAUGUGAUUGAUUACGAGCGCAAAGUGCACUCACUGAAAAAUGUCUGGGCAAAAAACAGUGCCACAUUUCUUAGCAUGCCAUUUAUUUUUCUUCUUCUUUUUCAUUUUUUUCUUCUCUACACUUUGAUCUAUUCACAUUUGUAGUUGUUCCACAAUUCAUUGCCUUCAAUACGUCUCUUUCUCUGUCGUUGCUUACACACAACUACCAGCACUUGACUUUUUGAUCGUAAACUCUAUGUUAUUAUUAUUAUUCUGAUUUCAUUUAGUUGGAUUGAAAAAUUAUAUAUUUGAUGUAGUUUGUCACGAUUGUUGGCCAUAUCGAACGCAACGCAACGAUAAGUUUAGGCAUCUCUUUCGCUCGCACAAAGAAUACGCUUCUUGUUUUGGUUCGCAGUGUAUAAGGUGCAUGUUAUUUGUUUACACUCAGCUAGAAACAAGCAACACAGCCAGUUGAACUUCGAAAUAGCGCGUUUUGUGUUUGUGUCUCUGUCUCUCUAUAUAUAUAUAGUAUUCAGUGACACAUCAGCACAUUUGCACACGAAAAUCUGGACCGCAUCAGUACUAAAGACAUUGACAGACUCCGAAAUUUACAGAAAAAAAAAAUAAAACAACAUUUAUUUCAUUUUGCGCACGAACUUGUUGUAUGUGAGGUAAAGUUUAACAACAACGAGAAUUAAAAAAAGACGGUGCAAAAAUAAAACCGAAAAUAUUUUAACGAAACAUUGGAUAGACAAUCAAACAAAGAACUCAACGAACCAGCUUGUUUCCGAAGAUAAAUUCAGCGAAUGAUCCGUAGAUUCGAACAUUGCUCGUUACAGUAUUAAAUUAUCACUCCGAGGAAUUGUAACAGUACUUGCAGUCGAAGACGGUAAUCAUUUUCGUUUCGUUUCUUUGUAAAACAUCAUUUAAUUUAGAUCAGUUCUUGAUUGAACCAUUCAUUAUUGCAUCUCUGCCAGAUCUAUUCAGUCAAUCAAUGAAAUUUUUUUUUAUUCAUAAAAAGAAAUCCGAAAAUUUUGACAAUUCUCUUCAAAUAAAAAAAAAAUUCGACAUUUAAAAAAAAAAAUUGUGAGUUUCCAGCUUUGCGCGUAGAAUCAUUAUCGUCUUUUUUGACAAAAUCUAUUUGUGUUACAAUAUUUCUCGGCAGAACGAAUCACAUUUUGUGAUAACGAACCAUUUUUUUCUUUCUGCUGUUGUUUUUGUAAAGGCCAACCACAACUCCAUUUUGAAACCAGUCAAAUUCAGAAUAUUUUUGUGACCGAAAUUAUUAAUAAGCAAUUGUUUCACACAAGAAUUGAAUAGUCCAUCCAGAUUGGAAUUAAAGUGAAUAGCCGAACGUAAAUUGAACGAGAAUCGUUUCGUUGAUAAAUUAACAAGUUUUCGAUUAGAAGUGAUAAGCCGUUGUGAGCGACAAACGUUAAAUUAAAAGGAACACAAAAUGGGCGACGAAAUGGACGAAUGUGCAUGUUUUUGGAGUCAUGAAUUUGCUAUGCGACGACUUCUGGCUUUGCUAAGGCAAGGCCAAACCCAUUGUACAGACACCGAAUGCUUUGAUCUUCCAGUUAUGCCGAAUGGGCAACGUGCUGCUGAGGAUGGUGGCAAUUUCAUGUUUAUGUCAAUAUUGUUAAUCUGUGCUGUGAUACUAUAUUUAUUCCGACCCAAUUCAUUGCGACGAUCCAUACAAGGCAACCAGGACAAGGCUCCGCGACCACCCAGCGACCAAAACGGACCAGAUGGAACACCAGAUGGAACACCGCCGGCUAUUCAUUGACCCAGGAACCUAAAUAGAGCGACAUAAAGACAGAAAACUGAUGAAAUGAGUUCAACCACACAAAAUCAGAGAAUAUCACACACGCACACGCACACGCAAUAUAUACAUAUGUUCAAGUAACAACUAAUCUGAGAACUCGUGUGAUUGCUAAAUAAUUGUUGAAAACAUCAAUUACAAAAGAAAAAAAAGACAAACUAUUAUCAGACUCUUGAUGUCCAGUCCACAAAUCAAUGUUACACAGAAUUAUUCCAUAUUAUUCAAAUGUCGUUUUUUUUUCUUUGUCUUAUAAUUAUUAUAUGUUACAUAUUUAUGGUCGUUAUUGAGUUUCAUUUUGCAUUCAAAUCAAUCCAGAGUUCAAUAAUUAGGCGAGAAAAAGCCAAGAAAAAAUUACUUACUGCACAGUAAAAUGGCAAACCAUUUUCAAAUAAUAAAAUGAAUCUCAAUGAGUGAAUGUUGUCGCAUUUAACUACCUUGAAAAAAAAAAUCAAAAUCAAAAUCUUUAAUAAAAAUUUGAUCUACACAAAAAAGGCCUAGUGAUUUUAGAGCACAGCCCAAUUUCGAGUAAUUACAAUGAAUUUGAAUUUUUCUUCUUUUCCUUUUGGAUUGCACAUACAACUAAAAUCGCAGAAAAAAAUGAUUGUAAAUCUUUAUUAAUUCAAUAAAAUUAGUGAAUUUUAUUAGGGUAUAAGUGAAUUUCCGAAAAAGAAAUUGCCAAAUACGGUCAAUUUUUUAAACGGUUCGAAACGAACACACAUCAUUGCACCAAAAUUAUCUGUAAUUUCAUUGAGGUAACGCGGCAAAUAGGAAGUUUAUGGAUUAAAAUCCAUGUUUCUAUUGCAAAUUGGUUCUGUUUAAACCGAAAAUAAUGAUAACAAUUUGUUAUUGAAUAGAAGAAAUGAAAAAAGAAACAUUUUUUUACCUGCACACACACCCACACUAUGUCCCCAAAGUCGAUUUAAGUCGCAAUAUAUAUGUAUAUGUUUCAUGUCUUAUUGCACGUUGUCCGGUGUUUUGAUGAAUUCAUGAAUAAACUAACCGAAGAAUUAUUAACGAAAAAA